Messenger RNA from Protopolystoma xenopodis, 588 nucleotides. The record is from the annotation of a GenBank genome assembly. NCBI's taxonomy places the organism in Eukaryota, Metazoa, Platyhelminthes, Monogenea, Polystomatidea, Polystomatidae.
CUGAAUGAGGAGCAAAUCGCAACCGUCUCUCGAUCCGUACUGCAUGCGCUUGCAUUCUUGCAUGAUCAUGGAGUCAUUCAUCGCGAUGUGAAGUCGGACUCCAUACUGUUGGCGGCUGAUGGGCGUGUCAAACUAUCAGACUUCGGUUUCUGUGCUCAGCUUUUAUACGAUAUUCACGUUGACACAGUCCACGAGACUUCCUCCUUUGUUUCAGGUGAAAACGUGCUGAGCUUUGAUUUAGGACCGCUGGAAUACUCUUCGUUCAGAUCAGUUCAUGCUUGUUAUUUUUUUAUUUUUUUCCAGAUUUCUGCUAGCUUGCCCCGACGCCGAAGUCUAGUUGGCACCCCUUACUGGAUGGCGCCAGAAGUGAUCGGUCGGAAGCCAUACACCACCGCAGUGGAUGUCUGGUCCUGCGGCGUCCUCAUAAUAGAAAUGGUAGACGGCGAGCCAACCUUUUUCAAUGAACCCCCUUUGCACGCCAUGCGGCGAAUUCGGGACAGCGCCUUGCCUCAUCUUAAAUAUCCACAAACGGUAAGUUACUGGGCUCCGCUAGUUUCAGCCUUAUAUUUUUAUUGCAAUUUAUAUUGA